AUGGAUCGUCGCACUAGUUUCGCCGUCCCGAGGGUCCGCGUGAGUAUCCCCAACCUGCUGCCGACCCUGUUCGAGCCGCAGAAUGCCACACCGUACCCAAAGGCCGAUGUUGGUGAUGACAACGCAGCAUUGCCGGAGCGUCGCCUCACCGUGCUGGCUCUCCAGUUGGCGUUGCUUGAGAAGGCGGCGAGCCGACUGGGCACACUGGCCUUCAUUUGGGCCACGGUGGUGCUCCUCGGCGGCUUCGCGAUCACGCUGGGCCGCACCGACUUCUGGUGCAUCACGGUCCUCCUCCUCAUCGAGGGCACCCGCAUCCUGGGCCGCAGCCAUGAGCUAGAGUGGCAGCACCAGGCCAUCUCCUGCGCCCGCGCCGUGCAUACCUUUUCGUGGAUGCAGCUGCUCUCGGCGUUGGCGUGUGUGUCCCUCUCCCUCCUACGCCUCCUCCACCAACACUACGGGGGCAGCGAGGAAGCGCGAACAAACCGCAGCGCCGCGCUCAACAUCUUCUAUGGCCUCGCGCUCGCUGAGGCACUCCUAUUCCUUGUCGAGAAGGCGCUGUGGGAAUGGAAGGUGGGUCACUGCCGCCUCCUGGAAAGCGUGGCCGCCGACUAUAACCUCGCACCUAGUGCCGGCGAGGUCGGCAUCCGCCUCUUCUUCUACAACUCUUACUCGCGAUGCCUUGAUGGGAGCAUCUUCGACGGCCUUCACAUGGACCUCGUCUCCUACGGCGACAACCUCGUCACAUCGGGCUCCCAUUACGAGCAAAGUGUCGGCGCCGGCAUCCUCGUCGCGCUCGCUGAGUCCAACCGCUUUUCUGAUGCCACACUGCGCAAGAUUGGCGUCUCUGCGCCCACCAUCGAGCGUCUCAUCGAGAUGCUCAGCUGGAAGGACUUGUCAGAUAGGGAAGUCCGGCGGUCGGCGGCAGUGGCCGUGUCCAUGCUCACGGGAAAGAAGGUCAUCGCGCUCCGCAUAACCGGCAUCCCAGGAGCAAUUGAAUCCGUGGCAUCACUGCUCUAUGCCGACCAAGACGAACUCAACCUACUCGGCCUCUCCAUCCUAAAAAAUUUGGCGCACGACCACGACAACUGUGACAAGAUUGGCAGCACGCGGGGACUUCUUGACAAGAUCAUCUCCUACUCCAGCCUCGACCAUGGUCUGGCGCCGACAACGCCGAGAGACAUGAGGCUCAAGGCUGUGAAGCAAUCUCUCCACGUGGUGAAGAGGUUGGCUAGCAUGACAGGGAACACGGGGAAGCUCCUCCGGAGAGAGCUCACCGACAUUGUCUUCACCGUGAGCAACAUCAGGGAUGUUCUGCAGCAGCAAGAAAAGAAGUUCCAGCUCGAGCUGCACCAGCUGGCGAUUGAGAUACUCACGAGCCUCUCCAUGGAUGACGAGGCGAGGGAACUCAUAGGCGGUACAGGUGGCAUGGUGAGCGUGCUAGUCGCCAUGUUUUUGCAACCGAUGGCGAUUACGGAGUGUCGACAGCCAAACACCAUCCGGGUGGAGGCUGGCGAGGCGCUUGCGAUGUUGGCCCUUGAGAGUAAGAAAAACUGCGGCACGAUCAUAAUGGCUCUCGGGGGAGGGGUAGGACGGCUCAUGGCUGCCCUGAACGACCCCGUCGUCAUCAUAUGGGCCGCGAGGAUCCUACACAACCUAUGCUCCUACGCCGGCGAUGAGUGGCAACUCCCAUUGAAAGGGGUCACUACCGGUGCCACCAAGGUGCUGAGGACCAUCAUGGUGGAGAAGGGGAAAAUACUUAACAUCUUUCUCAGGCUUGCCGCCCAGAUGAUCAGGUAUAUGGAGCCAGGGGAGCUCUGUGCAAGCCUCGCCAUGGCAAGCGUGGUAGAUGAGGGGCUAGCAAGGACGCUCGUGCAGGUGCUGCAGGAGUAUAGCUGCCCGUCCAUGGACAUGCCUCGGGUCCGCCGAUACACCAUCGAGCUCGCGGUCGCCAUGAUGCGGUCAGAUGUGCGUUACGUGGCCCUCUUCGUGGAGCUUGGGCUGGAGGACCAGCUAAGGCACGUGGCUGCAACCACUUCGAUGCUCGAGUGCUUCAACGUCUUCUCCGGGAGCGUUGGGCUCGGCCACCACGCUGUCAGCAUCCACACCCUUGUCGAGUCGGCAUUGGAUGUGAUGAAGGGCUGA
Molecule: messenger RNA, 2142 nt
Organism: Lolium rigidum
Lineage: Eukaryota; Viridiplantae; Streptophyta; Magnoliopsida; Poales; Poaceae
Exons: 1
Coding region: 1-2142 (713 amino acids)
Source: RefSeq, a predicted model, not a curated record